UAGCGACGUCUACGAGGCGAUGAAGGAGGACAUGGCGAGAUUCGACAUCAGCGACUACCCCGAGGAUAAAUAAUUCGGGAUGCCACGCCAGAACAAGAAGGUUCUAGACGUAAUGAAGGACGAGUGUGCUGGCAGCGUGAUGGUGGAGUUCUUCGGCCUGCGCAGUAAAAUGUACUGCGUGCGCGUUGACGGCCAAUCAGGGCUCCAUCAAGAAGGCGAAGGUCGUCAAGUAUCCCGUGGUGAAAAACCGGAUCGAGCACGAGGACUACCAUCACUGCCUAUUCGACCAGGAGAUACUCGUCCGCCAACAGCAGAAUAUCCGCUCAAGGAAACACCAUGUCACAGCGGAGAAGCAGAAGAAGGUUGCGCUCAGCCCCCACGACGACAAGCGCGAGCUAGUGUUCGGUCAGACCGAUACCCUGCCGUGUGGGCACUACAGUCUCCAAGCGUGCGAGGUGGCAUUAUCAGAGGGCGCCAAGAUCUGCCCCUGCAACGAGGAGGAUGGGGAGCAGGCAAGCAAGAGACCGAGGCUAGCAUAGACGCAGCCUUAGGAGAAGAAGAAGAAACGGAGGGAUAAUUUCAAGUUGGUUGUAUCUCACGGGUGGG
Nasonia vitripennis (jewel wasp) is the source of this 606-nucleotide messenger RNA. RefSeq lists its product as uncharacterized. The transcript has 2 exons. Lineage: Eukaryota; Metazoa; Arthropoda; Insecta; Hymenoptera; Pteromalidae. Bases 80 to 577 code for a protein of 165 amino acids. The record is from RefSeq and is a predicted model, not a curated record.